Aureobasidium subglaciale EXF-2481 is the source of this 2022-nucleotide messenger RNA. RefSeq lists its product as uncharacterized. Bases 1 to 2022 code for a protein of 673 amino acids. The transcript is spliced from 6 exons. NCBI's taxonomy places the organism in Eukaryota, Fungi, Ascomycota, Dothideomycetes, Dothideales, Saccotheciaceae. The record is from RefSeq and is a predicted model, not a curated record. Gene Ontology annotation, molecular function: sequence-specific DNA binding; DNA-binding transcription factor activity, RNA polymerase II-specific; zinc ion binding. Gene Ontology annotation, biological process: DNA-templated transcription; positive regulation of transcription by RNA polymerase II.
AUGCCCUGUGCGCCUCGUGUAUCGGUGUCUGCGCGAGCCAAAAUCUCCUGCGUACGCUGUCAUCGUCGCAAGAAGAAGUGUGAUCGUGUCCUUCCGCAGUGCGGGAACUGUGCGUCUGUGCACCACACAUGCAGUCUUGCCGAGGAAGAUCACGACAGUGCCACAUACCCAGUCGCUUUCGUUCGAAGCCUCGAAGAGCGCGUCCGCGAAUUGGAAGGACAGCAAGCCAGCCUGGCGUCGCCUGGGACGCGUCAAUAUCAAGUGGAAGGAGCAACUGCCCAGCUUGAGGUCAACACGACGCGCAGUCCUGAUGAGAGUACGAAUCAAGACUUUCUGGGUAAUACUGAUGUGACGCUUGCGGAUCAGCGUGUGUUGAGCCAACAUGGUGAUGAUGUUAGUGAAGUCUACUUUGAGCGAUCACCAAUCGUAGCACCUCAGCAGGGUGAUGUGAGUUCAAGCUUGCCUCACCAAGAGACUCUUGCACAGAACCUGAGAGAUGUCUCUCUCGCAGCGGUAGCAGAACCUUACUUGGGCACGAUUUCCGGACUGACCUUCGCCAAAUUGACCCAAGCAGUGCUUCGAAGACUAUCACCGGAUGGUAGAGAUUUUGUCUUCAGUCCUCGUAGGGACAACAAUACGGUGCCUAUCGAGGGCGCCACUCACUUACAUCUGGACCUCAUAAACAGUAUGUACUUUGACUACGACCAAGCGAUCGAUUUCUCUCUCCUGGCCGGAGAAGGGACAUCGCCCGCUUGUGUUGCUCCGAGCCAGAUUGAGACAACGCAACUCCCAGGCCGGCCCGAGGUGCUACGGCUUGCCAAGUUUUACUUUGAUCAUUCUCACACUCUGUAUCCUAUCGUUCACCAACAAGAGGUCAUGUCGGACAUCUAUUCAAUAUUGGAGGAUCCUGAGUACUAUAUAAUGCUAUCUCCGGCAAGCAUGUUUCGAAUUUGGAUGGUGCUAGCUAUUGGCUCGACGACUUAUUCUUCGAUAACGUUAGCAGAAGAAUAUGUGUCCCGGAUGUACUAUGAAAAGGCGAUGACAUUUUUUGAUGCCUCUAUGGACCAUGGCGACAUCGUCGCGCUCGAGGCUCUAAUGCUUCAAGUCUCAUUUUCAUUUUUCAACCAAUUGGGCCCAAAUACAUGGUUCUUGGUUGGUACUGCUGCUCGUCUGGCACUAGGAAUGGGCCUGCAUUGUGAUUCGACCUUCCAAGGACUAUCGGAGGCACAAACUGUCAGGCGUAAGCGUCUGUUCUUCUCAAUAUACAUGAUGGAUAGGCUUGUGUCUAUCACCCUCGGCAGACCUUUCGCGAUCCACGAGGACCAUAUUGACAUAUCUUCGUUCACCAUUGAAGCGUGCGAAGACUUAGACUACAGCCCUAAUAGCGCUCGGAGCACUUUGUGUAAACCACCCAUGGCCAUUACCAGUCACAUCUUGCAACUCAGAAGAAUCGCGAAUGAUAUUGCUACGAAGGUAUACUGUAAGCGUGUGGUCUCACGUUACUCGGCUACGGAACGGCAAGAGGUCUUAGCAAAACUUCGCCAAGACCUGGUGAACUGGCGACAAAGUGUACCUUUUCCGUUACCGAAUCUGGACCCCCGAGUGCCACAAGGAUGUCUGAGCUGGUACGACUUGAACUUCUACACUCAUCUCACGACUCUCUAUCGUCCGUCGCCUUUGUUCCCGACGCUUGACAUUGACCGAGUCAACAUUUUGACCGAAGCAGCCGCUAUGGCUAUACGGCAUGCAAAUAGCAUGCGCCUGCAGAAACGUCUGGCGUUCAAUUGGCUAAACCUACUUACCAUCUACAAUCUAGUCAUUGCCUUGGUGUACUCGGUCACGGUACAACCAGAGAAUCUUGCUGCUUCGCUGGAACGACUGCACGCCGUGGAUGAUCUGGAACUUGCCACUGAAUUGUUCACGGUCUUGGGCGAGAAGUUUCCUGCUUCAAGGACUAUCGGCGCAAUGAUUUCGCAGAUCAUCGACCGAUACAGACUUAUGAGCAGCGGUCCGAUAUGUUGA